AGUAUUUUUGGAUUUAAUGUGUUUCUUCCUUGUGAAUACUUCCUUGUGUUGCAAAUAAAUAAUUACCAAUUAGCGAAUUGUAUGUCUUAUUAAUAUUUAUUAAAAAUUAAAGUAUAUUGACUUGAGGAGAGAAUUUACUGACUUAAAAUAUCACGAAAAUAAAGACGUGUCAAUAGAUAGUUUGGCUAUGGCAGAUAUACAGUAUAUAUUGCAUCCACUCCCAGGAACUGAUGAGCAAUUUAUGGAGAGACUGCGGGAGGCCUCCGAUAAAAUAAAUAAAGUGGGAUAUGCCAACUCUCCAAUUUUUGGUGUUUUAAAAACAGAAGUCAAAGAAAUUGUUAUUGGACCAGCUCAUAUUGGUAUUUUACUGGAAGAUGGUCGAGCUUUUCGCGUUGCUUUUUAUAUCAAUUCAGAUCAACUUGACUUGAGCAACACAGAGACUAACAAAAGUUCUGCGAGUAGUUCUAACAGCUGUACUAAUGGAAAUUCAAAAAGCACAUUGAACAUUUCUUCAAGACAAAUUUCGAGGUCAAAAUCGAAACUUUUAAGAACUGGAAGUCGAUCAACGUUAAGUGGACAAGGAUCUAGGAGUUCUGGUGUUAUUAUAGGAGGAAGUUCAACUCGGCCCCUUGUUACAGUUCCAGCUCCUUUUGUGCCGGAAGAAUUGAUUUCACAAGCUGAAGUUGUUCUACAAGGAAAGAGUAGAAGUCUUAUCGUUCGUGAACUUCAGCGUACAAAUCUGGAUGUUAACUUAGCCGUUAAUAAUUUACUCUCUCGCGACGAUGAAGAAGCAGACGAUGCUGAUCAAGCAGGUGAUAAUUACGCUCCAGACGAUUUGAUCUCGCUGUUAGAUAACGGUUUUCAAACGGAUAGUAGUAAUGUUAUAGUCGACCCUGCAGAUGGUCUGUUUUCAGAAGAAAUUUUUAGCAACUAUUCCAGUAUAAGAAAUUUGUUGUUUAACCGUAUACGCAGUGAAAGGAAUCAAGUUAAUUCUGGAAAUUUGGACAAUACUAUCAGUUCUUUAAGAGCAAAUGCUGUUUCAACGCCAGGAAAUACAUUGUCUGGCGGUAGCAAUAUUUCAGGACCAACUACUACAGUAAAUGCAGACUCGUUUAGCAGAUGGAGGGACAGGCAGUGUUACGGACAGCGCCGGUGGUUUCCAAGAGACGAUACAAUUUGGGAAAAAGACAUAGAUGGAAAGCGAACCACGUCCCUUAUUGGAAAUAAUUCGCCAAUGUGGAUAUCCGAAGAACUUCAACAAUGGCCAGAAAGAGAAGGUUCUAUCCGUUUUCAAAAAAUUGCAUCUCUAUUUUCAGAAUUCAUUGGUCUUUCCGAUUCCGGAGACUUGCACCAAUGGCGAUGGUCUGAGUGUGAAACUUUUAAAUCAGAUGUACAGAAUGUUUACCACCCCAAAACAUUGUCAUUAAACAUAAAUGAAAAAAUUACAAAAAUCUCUUCGCACUCUAUUCGGUGCACUGUAGCAACUGAGACAAACCGGGUUGCUACAUGGAUGGACGAACAUUUAGGAAAUCAUGGGCUUAAAUUUGAACACGGUUUGCAGAAUUAUCCUGAAAUAUCUUCAGAAGGAAUUUAUUCUUUACACACAUCGGCCAUAUUUACUGUUGUUCGAAGCAUGGCUCAAAAUUUAUAUUGGUGGGGUAUAUUACCAUUUGAACAAAGGCGCAGUUUAUGGGAUCGAUUCAGAACAAAGGCCAAAAAACCAGUUAAAUUAAUGCAUGAAGAAAUUACUGUUGGGGCCCAAGUUGUAAUGAAAAAGUGUCCGAUUUAUCAGACAGGUUCCAUCGGAUUUUCUUGUUUAAAUGGAAUACCCAAAGUCGGCCAACUUAUGAAUUCAGUUUGGGAUUUUUCUGAUGUUUGUAGAUUUAAGUUAUUAACGCUCACGCCGUCUUAUCAGGAGAAGAUGAAUUAUAGUCAGCAUGAAAAAGAUUCAAUAAAUGUAAAUCAAACUCUUAACAAUAAGUCAGUCAUAACACCAAGUAAAAAAGAAUCAACAGAUCGAUUAGAUAUGCCACCUCCACCUUCACCUGCAUCAAGUACAUGCAGUGAUAACGGAAAUACAACAACAUUGAAGAGAACUAAACGUGUGAUUCCUAAAGAUGAUUUAGAAAUCAAAAAGGAUGAGGAGUUUUGGCUUUUAAAAGAUGUAGUUUUUGUUGAAGACAGAAAUGGACCAAUUGGAAAAAUUCUUAAAGUGGACGGUGAUUAUGUUGCUGUAAGGUUCGGAAUAAUUGGAUCAAAUACCGAAGCGCAAGAUGAAGAUUGGCAACAAUGUCGGUUAUUAAAAAAAGAUGAUGUGCAAGUGAUCAAAUCAUUUGUUAAUCCUAGAGGACCGGAUUGCUAUCAAAAAACUCCAAAAAGAAUUAAUAUUACAUCAAAUGCAGAUGCCAACAGCUGUCAUUUAUUGGCGCUUGCUGUUGAUACUAAGGGCGUUCACACAAUCUCGAAAAUAUCUUCGAAAUUGUACUACAACGUUUUUAACUUACAUAACAACAAACAAGAACAUAGCAGUAUUUUUCCCACCGACUGCAAUGUGUUUUUGGGACAAUCCCAGAGUAAUAUUGCUCUUUAUUUAUGUGAUGAUUCCAAUGAUACCUGGACUGUAAUACUAACAGAUGGUAACCGCACGAUUUAUCCUUUUGUUAAGGACUGUAACGGUGACUUGAAAGAUCCACAAUGGUUAAGUCUCCCUCCAAUACGUACUAUUGCCAUGACAAUUGUAUCACUUCCAAUAGUUGGAAUAAAUCUUAAAUCGAAAGUGUGCAUGGUUAUAAUGUUUUUGGAAAAGCAGUAUUUAAUGCCUUCUAUAUUAAGAUGUGACCUUAAGAGUGUUGUAAUUUUUCUUAGCCAGCUCGAAUGUGAGCAACAUAAUCUACUAUCACACGCACUUAAAGAAAAAUGUGACGCAGGGCGCAAUAUUGUGCAUGCAUGUGCUGCCUUGUGCGCACCAAUAUCCAACAAAAUGGUAGAUGACUCCACAAACUUAUCAUUUAAAAAUUCAGCCUCUAGUAGUUCUCCUGACAUGGAAAGUUCAACUAUCAAUACAAGAGAAGGAUGUACUAUAAGCUUACGUGAAAUGAUGAAUCGUUUGGUAAAUACGGAGACCGAUAGCAGAAAUACUAAUAUUCACAUUUCAGGUCCUGACGAAGGAUAUUUUCCUAUGUCGUUCUGGCAAUCUGAGUACGAAGGUAAUUCUGUCGAAGAAGAUUUUUCAAGUACGAACUAUAAAACAAAUGGAAACAAAGUAAAUAUGCCGAUAUACAUAACUGAUCCAAUCCAGAGAAGGGAACAAUCUGCUUUAAUUUUACAACAAAUUUGCCUCAACCCUUUUUUAAGACCACAUUUGCACUUACUUUUAAGUUCUAAAGAUGCAGAAGGACUGACACCUUUAAUGUUGUCAGUGACAAAUAGAGCAUACGAUGCUGGAUUGAUUUUGUUCAAUGCAAUAUUAUCUAUCUCAAAAGAAAAUAGUACAAUGAAGGAGUCGAUGGUAUUUCCUGUUGGCUCGUCUGUAGAUAAAUCUCCUCUUCAUGUAAUUUGCUAUAACGAUACUUGUUCCUUUACAUGGACGGGGGCCGAUCAUAUAAAUCAAAAUAUAUUUGAAUGCAAAACAUGUGGUUUGACUGGUUCAUUGUGUUGUUGCACUGAAUGCGCUCGUGUUUGUCAUAAAGGUCAUGAUUGCAAAUUAAAACGUACUUCUCCUACAGCUUACUGUGAUUGUUGGGAAAAAUGCAAAUGCAAAGCAUUGAUUGCAGGAAAUCAGACGAAAAGAUUUUCUCUACUUUGCAAGCUUAUAUCAAACACUGACCUAGUAACAAAAUUUAACAGUAGAGGUGAGUCGAUACUUUUAUUCCUUAUUCAGACAGUUGGACGCCAAUCCAUUGAACAAAAGCAAUACAAAGUUUGCAAUAGAUCACGAAGCUCUACAGGCAACAAUAGAAAAAUACAAACAUCUGAUAUGGAUCCUGAAAUGCCAGAGCAUGAUUUAGAGCCUCCUAGAUUUGCGAAAAAAGCCCUUGAGCGAAUGCUUGAUGACUGGCAAGCUGUUAAGUCAAUGAUUAUGACAGGUGCCGAAGACAUGACUCAAUUUGAAAAAGUAAAAAAUCAUGAAAACCUUGAAGGUAGCUCUAUAAAAUACUUGAAAUCUCAAAGUGGAUCUACUCUGCUUGAUAAAUUUACACAUAAUUUAUUUGUCAAGUGUUGCCCAGAGCAUCUUGAUGUUCUCAUAUCUACCCUAGUACGACAAAUUCAAAACACAUCUAAUUCUAUUGCAAACACUGAGUCAAAGUCAAUUGCUAGACGAUUUGUAAGAUCAGUAGCAAGAGUUUUCAUAAUAUUUAAUCUGGAAAAAUCUCCAUCUGCUGAAAGAAGAAAAAACAAUGCGUCACAAAGCAAACAUAUUCAAAAUUGCAUUAAAGUAUUUCAAGCCCUUCAUAUCAUAUCAAUUGAAGAACUGUGUGAGGUUGCUGAUGCUUUAAUUGCUCCGGUUCGAUUAGGAGUUGUAAGACCUACUGCACCUUUCACAAUGUCAACAUCAAAUUUAGAUAGUUCCGAAGACAUAUUCAGCGUAGAACCAUUAGGGCUAAGUACAGGAACGAUAAGAUCUUUAUCCGAAGACACCACUGGAGUAGCUAAUACAAGUAUGGACCUUGGGCUGAACUAUGGAGUGUUACAAGUUGAAGAUAAUAACGAUAUAGAAGCAACCACCGCUAAUCCAGAUAUGAAUACAAACAGGCUGCGAACGAAUUCUCAGAUUGAAAUCAGUUCCGAAAACCUACGAAAUGACGAUGUGGCCGAAGAUGAGAGUGAUAAUGAGUUCAAUUUUAACGAUGCGGAAACAGAAUCAGAUUCCGAUGAUAAUCAUAGUACCCAAGGUGCUCAAAGAAUUGCUCAGACUGGAGCAAUUGUUGGUUCUGAAACAGAAGACGAAUCAGGUGAUUCCUCUCCUCCGGACGAAGAUGGUUCUGACGAUGGUGAAACAGACGAAAAUUCUGAUGAAGGUUAUACAUUCAUUGACAGUCAACUAGAAAGGAGAGCUACUGGUAAUAGUUCUAAAGGAAACGCAUCUUCAUCGUCUAUGCACUGGGCAAUUCGUAAUAGAGACCAAUCUGGGCGGUCUUCUGUGCGUGUGCCUACUGGUUCAGGGUUAGUGUUCAUUGAUCCUCUUGCCUUACGGCGUACGGCAAUCCCAACUUCAACUGCUCCAAGUAAUUUGCAAGAACCACAUUCUAUGGCUACCACGGCAAGCAGCUUAGCACGUGCUUUUGGAAUAAUAAUGCGCCAAAUAUCGGACUUAUUUUACUCAAUUACAUUAAAUCUUAACCAAGAUAUCGAAAAUCGAGUCAAAGUGACGUACGCAGAAUCAGUUGAUGCCCAAUCAUUUUUAGAAACCAGACUCAAACAAACAUGGAAUUGGGUAUUUUCUGUUAUGGAUGGUACCGAAGCGCAACUCAAAUUUGGAGCUAAUUUAACCAACACAACAGACCAAUCUCAUUCCUUACCGACAAUGAACUCAAAUAACCAAAACACAAAUCAAGGAAAUAUUGGUAUUAACAUAUUAGGGUCUACAUCAUCGCGACGUGAAUUUUUUACCUAUUGUCUCUCAUUGAUGCGUGCACAUACUUCAGAACACAGGGAUUCCUUACCCGUUUUAGACAUAACAGCAUUGCGUCAUAUAGCUUAUGUGCUGGAUGGCAUAAUAUUUUAUAUGAGAAAUGAAAAUUCAGAUAAAUUUGACACAAAUUCAGAAAAGCAAACCUGUGAACCUAACGCUAAUGAACAAGCCAAAAAUGACUCAAAUCAACUAUUGCAAGAAGAUCCCAUUAUUGAAUAUGACUUGCAAGGGGAAAAUACUUCUGAAAAGAGGUAUCAAUUUUUUAAAAGAUCUGAUUCUACUCUAAGCCUUGGAUGUUGUGCUCCAGACCCAUUUGCGUUACCACUAGAAAUGGCGCUUCCUUUAGCGGACAAACCGCAUUUGCUGCAAACGAAUUCGAAAAGAGAGGAUCUAUUUUCAAAUUUCCCCUUGCAAUUUUUAUCUAACAAACCUGCAGGUACAAGUGGAGUUUCCUUUUUGGAAAUACCACCUUUACGCUUAGGUCUUUCUUCACACAGUAAAAAGCAUGAGUUCAUAGACGAUGAAAUGUACAAAAGCAAGAAACGAUCUGCAUCUCCUUGUAUUUCUCCUUCUUUGGAAGAAUCGGAUGCAUUUAAAAUAGAUAGUUCCGCAAACUUAUAUAUCCAGUUGAAAAAGAAAAGCCAUCUUGAACAAUACGAAGGAGAUAUUGCCUCACAUAAUAUUGAGAGUUCACCUCCAAAACAGGGAAAGGGUGUUUUGAAAAUUGAUGAAAUAAAUUCGAGAUCUAACGAUGAAUUUUUAGGUGAACCUACUGCCGACACUUCAAUUCGACCAGAAGUUAUUGUCCAAACAAGAACUGUUUUUUCAGGGAGUCAAACAUCUAACAUUUUAAAACAGGGUGCAAGAAGUGUAAUUGUGCGUGCAGGACCAACCAAACCAUCGAAUUCAAAAGAUUUUCAAAAGGAAAUAGAUAAUCGCCAUAAAAAAAAUUCAACCCAGAUAUUCCAAACACUAAGACAAAAUGUCAAGCCGCCAACAUGGAAUGUAUUACUUGGCAGGUGGAAACAUUCACUAGAUUUAUUUGGACGCGUUUUUAUGGACGAUGUCGGACUAGAAUACGGCUCAAUUUUCCCUGAAAUUAGGGGAUUUCCUGUUAAAGAAACAAGAUUCAGGCGUCAAAUGGAAAAACUUCGGAAUGGACAGCAGCGGGAUCUAGUUUUAUCUAAACUUGAACGUAGUCGAGAUAGUCUUAUCACACAGACUUUUAAAGAACUUAACACUCAAUUUGGAACACAAAAUCGAAGAGUUUAUCCGCCAUUAACAUUCAAUAGAGUCAAGGUUACGUUUAAAGAAGAACCAGGAGAAGGAUCAGGUGUGGCCCGCAGUUUUUAUACUUCAAUAGCAGAAGCAUUAUUAGUCAAUGAAAAACUUCCGAAUUUAGAAGUUUCUCAAAUAGGGUCUUCAAAUAAAUAUGGCUUACCUUUUUCAAGUAUAUUGAGAAAUCGCAGCUUGAUAGGAAGAGAUUCAUCGUUGCAACGGAAAGGAAGUGGGAAUAAAAUUCUAUGGAGAAGUAACAAAGAAAAAAAAGCCCUGAACUAUUCCGCUAAACCGUUUGCAAGUAGCGUUCUUGAUUCCACAAGUUCAUCUACCACCAAUAAUGAGCACCUCUCAGUACAUCUUCAGCAACUUGGAGAGCGAUUGUAUCCAAAAAUUGCUGCAAUAACAGGUACUCACGCUUCAAAAAUUACGGGAAUGUUGUUGGAAACGCCUCCAGCUCAGCUUCUAGUAAUUCUUUCGUCUGAAGAUACUCUGAGGCAAAAAGUAAGCGAAGCUUUGGAUGUGAUAUUAAACAAGCAUAAAUCUGAAUCAGAAUCAAAAAAAAAUGUGCCUAUCGUCUUGCUGGAGCAAAUUGAAGAUAACGAUCCACUCUUUUAUUCUCCGGGCAAAAGAGGAUUUUACAGUCCCAGACAAGGAUAUGCAUCUUUUGAACGAAUUAAUGCCUUUCGUAAUGUUGGGAGAUUAAUUGGAAUAUGUUUGUUGCAAAAUGAAUUAUUUCCACUAUAUUUACAACGACAUGUUUUGAAAUAUAUAUUGGGAAGACAAACCAGGUUCCAUGAUUUAGCAUUUUUUGAUCCCGUUGUUUACGAAUCUUUGCGCCAACUAAUACAUGGAUCUCAUACGGAUGGAUGCGAUGUACUAAACAAAUUAGAUUUAUGUUUUGUAAUCGAUUUGAUUAAAGAAGAAGGUGGCGGGACGGUUGAAUUAGUUCCAAAUGGAAAAGCCGUUCAAGUUACGGCUUCUAAUAUUCAUAGUUACGUUCGUCUAUACGCUGAAUAUAGAUUGAUAAGGUCCCAGGAGAAAGCCCUUGAAGCUCUGAAAUCCGGUGUUUUUGAUGUGGUACCAGAGUGUUCACUAGAUUCUUUAACUUCUGAAGACCUGAGACUACUUUUAAACGGUGUUGGUGAUAUAAACGUCAGCACACUUAUCUCAUACACAUCAUUUAAUGACGAAUCCAGUGAAAAUUCAGAAAAAAUUUUAAGAUUCAAAAAAUGGUUUUGGUGUAUUGUUGAAAAAAUGAACACAACUGAGCGGCAGGAUCUUCUCUAUUUUUGGACCGGAUCCCCAGCUCUUCCAGCUUCAGAAGAAGGUUUUCAACCUCUGCCCUCUAUUACUAUUAGACCAGCAGAUGACUACCAUUUGCCCACAGCCAACACUUGUAUAUCUAGGUUGUACAUCCCAUUGUAUUCCAACAAGACAAUAUUACGUACAAAACUACUUUUGGCGAUAAAAUCAAAAAAUUUUGGCUUUGUUUAAACCAAAUGAAUAUUAUAUAAUUAAUUGAAAGGUCAUAAAUUUUACUUAAACUUUAUUAAGUAAGUGUUGCCCCUCCUUUGUAAUAAAAAAAAUUGCUUUAUAGUAAAAUCAAAAAUAAAAAUAUGGAAAUUGUCAUUGUCAAAAAAA
Eupeodes corollae is the source of this 8554-nucleotide messenger RNA. It is a transcript of the gene hyd, whose product is annotated as E3 ubiquitin-protein ligase hyd. Gene Ontology annotation, cellular component: nucleus. Bases 188 to 8407 code for a protein of 2739 amino acids. Gene Ontology annotation, molecular function: ubiquitin binding; RNA binding; zinc ion binding. Gene Ontology annotation, biological process: regulation of double-strand break repair; protein polyubiquitination; DNA damage response. The transcript has 21 exons. NCBI's taxonomy places the organism in Eukaryota, Metazoa, Arthropoda, Insecta, Diptera, Syrphidae. The record is from RefSeq and is a predicted model, not a curated record.